AUGGCAUCAACAUUUUCACCUCAACCAAAUGGUGACAAUACAAUUAAUGAACAACAUUCAGAACAUCGUUUAACACCACAUAGACGACAAUCAAAUGAUGUACCAAGUAAUUUCAUACUUGGACGACCUCAUACAGGUCCAAGUCGUGCUAAUACAAAUCAACGAUUCACAAAUGGUGGAAUGAAUUAUAGUCAAACGACAGAUGCCGAGCAUAGCUUAGCUCUAUUGGAACAUUUAUCAACUGAUUUGGCUAAUUUACUCAAUCGAACAGAUAUCAGUGAUUGCUUUCUCAAUGUAAAAGGUACUUUCAUGGCUGUUCAUAAAUGUAUUCUUGCUGCACGUUCAAAUGCUUUUGCUGCUGUUAUUUCGGGCAAUUUCAAUCGACUUGAAACAAGUGUCAGAGAUCAACUUGAAACAUUAGAUCAUAAAGGAAAAUUAGUUAUUGUUAUUAAUAAAACUGAUCCAGAAAUCAUGAAACAAAUUGUUGUUUUUUUGUAUACUGGUAGAUGCGAACUAAAUGAAGGCAAUGCAUUUGAUCUUCUUGAUGCUGCUGGUCGAUAUGAUAUCAAAGAUCUUAAAGUACAUACUGGUCGUUUUCUCGCAACUCGUAUUGAUGUAAAUAAUGUUUUAUUGUUGCUUAAAGCAGCAUAUAAACAUGAUAAUAAAUUGGUUAAACAACGUUGUAUUGAAUUUUUUAUUAAUAAUGCUAAAGAAAUUAUGAAUAUACAUGAAUUAUGGAAACAAUUUGCUGAAGAACAACAAGCAAUUGUUGCUGAACUUCUACAUUGGCUUGUUAACAAAGAAUUAUUCUAUUCUGAAAAACCUCAAUGGGAAGCAAAUUCACGUUGGUAA
This is a messenger RNA of Adineta steineri, 852 nucleotides long. The record is from the annotation of a GenBank genome assembly. NCBI's taxonomy places the organism in Eukaryota, Metazoa, Rotifera, Eurotatoria, Adinetida, Adinetidae.